Malania oleifera is the source of this 1669-nucleotide messenger RNA. RefSeq names its product embryogenesis-associated protein EMB8-like. Lineage: Eukaryota; Viridiplantae; Streptophyta; Magnoliopsida; Santalales; Ximeniaceae. Gene Ontology annotation, molecular function: monoacylglycerol lipase activity; short-chain carboxylesterase activity. The transcript has 8 exons. The coding region runs from base 177 to 1547 and encodes 456 amino acids. The record is from RefSeq and is a predicted model, not a curated record.
GCCCACGACUAAUUUUUAUUACAAAUAUAAAUGGGUAAGCUUAAAACUAAUUUGAGUAGCUCUAGUUCGCUGUUGCGGUCACAAGACGAGCCGUUGAGGUCCCAAACCGAUCCGGCGGCGGCGUUGGGGAAGAACGCGCUUCUUCCCUUACGUUCUCACCCGUGCGUCCGCCGCUAAUGGCGACGGCCUCCCUGGGUUCCGCCGCUCCCCUUCCCUCCUUCCGCCAUUUCCGCCACUUGCCCCGCUCGAUUACUCCUCUCCCACUACCAACCGCUUCCAAUCGCACGCCCAUGAAGACCGUCUCCUCCGCCGUCCAAGUCAAUACCGCCGCUCUCCUGCCGCUCGAUAAACCCCUGGUCCGCCACUACCACCAUCCGUCGCUCGAAGUCUUCGGCGGAGCUCAGGACUCCUUGCUCCCCGCUCUCAGUUCCCUGGAGCGACCGUACGAUCCGUUUCCUUUGAUCGGAUGGAACGGCCACGUUGAGACGAUCUUCGCAGCUCUCUUUCGGUCUCUCCCGGAGGUCCGGUACCGGCGGGAGUGUCUUAGGAUGAGCGAUGACGGCGUUGUCGCUCUCGAUUGGGUCUCCGGCGACCUCCGCCGGUUGCCGGCUGAUUCUCCAAUCCUCAUUCUAUUGCCGGGUCUAGCUGGAGGGAGUGGGGAUCGUUAUGUGAAGCAUAUGCUAGUUAGAGCCAGCAGUAAUGGAUGGAGAGUAGUUGUAUUCAACAGCCGUGGCUGUGCAGAUAGCCCUGUGGUCACUGCUAAGUUCUAUUCAGCUGGAUAUACAGACGAUCUUCGUGAAGUAGUGGCACAACUUGCUGCUCGGUACCCAGAAGCCAAUUUAUAUGCUGCUGGUUGGUCUCUUGGGGCAAAUAUUCUUGUUCGAUAUUUGGGUCAGGAUUCUAAUACUUGCCCUCUUUCUGGUGCUGUGUCCCUGUGCAAUCCUUUCGAUGUGGUUGUUGCAGAUGAGGAAUUCAGCAAGGGCAUUAAUUGCAUUUAUGACAAAUCUCUUGCAAGUGCUCUCCGCAAAAUUUUUAAGAAGCACGCUCUCCUCUUUGAAGACUUGGAUGGUGAUUACAAUAUACCACUGACUGCAAAUUGCAAGUCUGUUAGGGAAUUUCAUGAAGGAUUAACUGUUGCUACAUUUGGUUACCAGUCGGUGGAUGAUUACUACUCUAAUUCAAAUAGCUCAGAAUAUAUAAAACAUGUGCGCACGCCAUUGCUUUGCAUCCAGGCUGCAAAUGAUCCAAUUGCUCCUUAUAGGAGCAUUCCUCGAGAAGAUAUCAAGGAAAACCCAAACUGUUUAAUGAUAAUUACACCAAAAGGUGGUCAUUUGGGGUGGGUAGCAGGUGCCAAGGCUCCUCGGGGGUCUCCUUGGACUGAUCCAGUGGUGAUGAACUUCCUGAGUUAUCUGGAGAGCGGCAGAUCCCAACCCUCCGAUUUCCCGGAGUUGGAGAGCGGCAGAUCCAACAGCUCUGCAACUUCUUUCAUGAAAGUGAACGGAGUUCAACAGUGUACAGAGGGUUCUCAUCAUCACCAAGAGGUUUAGAUGGCAAUCUUCAGUUGAUAAACAUGUUUGUUGUUGUAUCUGUUUUAUGGUCUUGGAAAUGUAAUUAUAACGCUGCUGAUGUUCAAAGUUUCAGGGAAUGUGAUCUGUUUGCUUUAUUUUCA